This is a messenger RNA of Lampris incognitus (smalleye Pacific opah), 1318 nucleotides long. RefSeq names its product peroxiredoxin like 2B (gene prxl2b). Bases 119 to 724 code for a protein of 201 amino acids. Lineage: Eukaryota; Metazoa; Chordata; Actinopteri; Lampriformes; Lampridae. The transcript has 7 exons. The record is from RefSeq and is a predicted model, not a curated record.
UAACUUGGGGCUGCUGUGUAAGUGCCCUGCCGAAACAAAUCUGCCCCAACACCGAGGUAACUUCGCUGUACUGCGGAGAUCAUCCGGCCUGCAGUUCAUUUAGCACGAUCCAGAGAAAAUGGCAGCGAUAGACCUCGCAAAAGUUGGGAAAAACCUGUUGAAGAAGGCUGACACCGGAGAGAAUGUGGAGCUCCGGUCUCUGUGGAGCGAUCAGCCGGCGGUGCUGUUCUUCCUGCGCAGGUUUGGCUGUCAGGUGUGUCGUUGGACGGCGUCGGAGAUCAGUAAACUGGAACCAGAUCUGAGAGCCAAUGGUGUAGCCCUGGUGGGCGUUGGACCAGAGGACGUAGGGCUAAAGGAGUUCAGGGAAGGAGGGUUUUUUAGAGGAGCUCUUUAUUUGGAUGAGAAAAAGAUAAACUACAAUGAUUUGGGCUUCAAAAGGUACUCUGCCAUAAGUGUGGUCCCUGCUGCAUUGGGAAAGAAAGUACGAGAUGUUGCUGCAAAGGCCAUUGCCCAAGGGAUCCGGGGGAAUUUCAAAGGCGAUCUGCUACAGAGUGGAGGAGUGCUCAUUGUGGCCAAAGGUGGAGAAAAGGUUCUGCUGCAUUUUGUCCAGGAUUCACCAGGAGAUUAUGUACCCUUAGAGGAUAUUACCAAGGUGCUCAGUAUCACAGCCAGUGCACAAGCAGGACACAAGCCAGAGUGUAAUGAUGAUAUUUGUACACUAUGAUGACCUCAAAAUCCAACAAGACCUGUAAUUUGGGAAGAUGAAAUAAUCAGAAAGCAGACCACCAUCGAAAUGGACAAAACCUGUUGAAUCCUUCAAGAUGCAAGUUACCAUAAAGCCAUGGAUACAGAUGGUCAUUAAACAAGUAUUCUUUGUGGGUUUUUAAGAGAUUGGUAAUUUCCUUUAUAUUGAAUUAUUUGAUAUAUUUGACAUAUUGAUUAAGUUUUUAUUGAUUGAAAAGGAACAUUUGCUUGAUAUUUCCUUAUAAACCACGGUAAAUAAAUGUAGAGAAUUGUAAUUUCCAAUUAACUAUAGUUUACUUACAUAUUGAUCAAUGUGUGCUGCUUUGUCUCAUGUUUUAAUUUGUCUAUUAUAUGUGCUUAUAUUUUGUAUGGCCACUUUAUAAGUUAAUUAUGUAUUAGGGGUGAGGGAAAAUUGAUGCAUCAUAGCAUUGCGAUAUUUUGCGUGGCAAUAUUGUAUCAUUACACAGAUGCCAGGUCAUCUUUUAUUAUAUAAAUGAUAUGACACGUUGUUAUGACAGCGUGGAUCAGUCUGUCUGCUUGACAAUCCCAUUUUGCUGCAAUAAAAAUGACUGAA